Messenger RNA from Megalops cyprinoides (Indo-Pacific tarpon), 882 nucleotides. RefSeq lists its product as uncharacterized. The coding region runs from base 37 to 882 and encodes 281 amino acids. The transcript is spliced from 5 exons. The record is from RefSeq and is a predicted model, not a curated record. NCBI's taxonomy places the organism in Eukaryota, Metazoa, Chordata, Actinopteri, Elopiformes, Megalopidae.
UUGUGUAAUUUAGCUAGGUAAAGUUGCCUUAUUGGAAUGGAAGUGUCUGAGAAACCAAGACGGGACCCCAUGCACACGAGUACUGGUGUCGCCCAUAUCUACAGACCGCCUGUGCCAUAUAGGGCUGAAAGUCGUCUAAGUGCUGCCCUUCCCCCACUCCUCCAUCGUCCCAGCAUCAUCCCCCCCACCAGGCACUUCUCCACCUCCUCCGGGGAGGAGCACGACAGCAAGCUCCUGACGGGGCCCUUGCCACACCCACUGUACUCCAAGGCUGCCCCGCACUGGGCCAUCAACUUUAUUGACGAGAUGGCUGAUAGGCUAAGGCACUGUCCCUCGAUGAGAAUGCUCACCCAGCCAGUCAGUGAGACGCAGGAUUGCUAUAGGGGGCUGAGUGCCCCCGAGGGGCGGGCGGCAGAGCACUACAACCCAUUGCAGGCACUAUAUAGGCAGCUUGACACUGAUAAGGUCCCGACUGCGAACGUGCCCUGUAUCAGCACUGCCCGUGGAGACUACAGGUAUUUUAGCAGGUCUGAGCUCUCCCCUCUUGGCAGCUUGGAUACCACAUCCACUCAUGGCAACUAUCCACACACAAUUGGUGGAGCUUAUAGCCACAUACCUCCCCACAAAUUCCAACCCACUAUGUCAUACCAAGCUUGUUUGCUCCACCCAUUAUUGCCUGUGCCUCAUAAUAGCAAAACAAGCCUCUACAGAGAUAGCUACACCAUUCCUGCCAGUUCACUAACUGCUACUGUCCCUGCAGAUGUCCCAGACUGGAAUAAGGCAAAGGCAGGGAGAGGUCUCAUUGGUCAUAUUUUAAAGGUUCCCAAAAUGUACAAUACAGAAAGUGGGAGAUAUGGGGGAAAUAAAGUUGUGUUGGUUUAA